UCCGUGACGCCCCCUGGUGUUCAGUAAAGAGAAACACCGUCAGCUGCAGAACAGGAUGACGUUUCAAACAUCAGGAAACGCCCACUUUAGUUUAUCGCACGUGUCAAUAAUGUUUGGUAUCAAGUGACCCCUUUGCGAGACGCGCGGAAGUCAAUUAACGGGAAUCUUUCUCCGGUGAGCAGAGUUUAGACUUUCAAGUAUCGCAGCUGAAGUUUGACGCAGAAUACAAGUCCCUUGUCUGUUUGAGGCCUCUGUGGUAAGAUGGAGUGGCGAGAACAGACCAGUGUGACCUGUGAAGACGCCUUCACUGAGGCUCAACGGUGGAUGGAGGAAGUGACAAAUAAAUCAUUCGGAAGCAACAACUUCCGCUCUGCUCUGGAGAAUGGAGUCCUGCUCUGCCAUCUAAUCAACCAGUUGAAACCAGGCCUUAUUAAGAGAGUGAACACGCUGUCUACUCCAAUGGCCGGACUGGACAAUGUGAAUGUGUUUCUGAGAGCGUGUGGUACACUCGGUCUACACGAGGCUCAGCUGUUUCAUCCUGGAGACCUGCAAGACCUGUCCACACGCGCUACACUCAGGUGUGCAGAGAGCAAAAGGAGGCUGAAAAACGUUCUAAUCACCAUCUACUGGCUGGGUCGGAAGGCCCAGGCGGAUCCCUUCUACUCUGGCCCUCAGCUCAACCUCAGAGCGUUCGAGGGACUACUGGGCAUCGCUCUGUCCAAGGCUCUAGAAGAAACCCCCAGAGGCAGUGUAACAGACAGGGACUACAGUGAUGUGAUCUACCCAGAGAGGGAUGAUGAGCUGCUGCCUCUAACCCGGUCCCAGACACCCGGCUACAGCAGAGAGGACUCCGUAGAGAGCUUUACCUCGGCCCUGAGCUUUGACUCGGCAGAGUCCCGUACCCUCAGCUGCAUCUCUGACUCCAUCCUGAGGGCCGGCAGUGAGGACUCCAGCAGUGACGUGGAGGCGGAGAACUCUUUUAGGAUGAAGGCGGCCGAAGGCAGAGAAUCGGGACUGAGGAACUGGGGCAACGUACCUGCACCCUUCCAGAGGAAGAAACAUGAGGAAAACCGAAUUAAGGGCUGCCUCCCGAGCCCCCUCACCAGAAACUUGGAGGUAAACCCAGGAUGGAUAUGGAGCAAAUCGUUGAAUGACAUCAGGCGGUUCCCGUCGCCUACGCAAGUAGUGCGCCAGGUUUCUGAGGGUGGCAUGGAGCUGAGCCCCGGCGCCGUGAGCCAAGACCAACUGCAGAUGGUCAGAGCCCGGGUCCACGAGAGUGAGGCCAAGUGGCACAACGACCUGACCAAGUGGAAGCUCCGGCGGCACAGGUCUAAUUGUGACCUGCGGAGGAAGAUGCAGGAGAGGGACAACAUCGUCCUGAUGGCCAACGCAGGGGUCAUUACAGUCGGGACAUUCAAGAGUCUGCAAGAGGACAGGGAAGAGGAUGAGGAGUCCCUAUGCAGCAAUGGCCACAAGGUCUCUCCGUCCACCUCGGUAAGUGAGGGUUCCCUGGAGCUCCGACCCCACACCAGAGCCCCCACCUCGGUAAGUGAGGGUUCCCUGGUGCUCCGACCCCACACCAGAGCUCCGCUGGCCCUCAGCUCCUCUGUGGAGUUAACCUACAGCCCCGGAGUGUCGGAACCCUUCACCGCCCCCAGCGUGACCCUCCAGGGACCCGGAGCCGUGCCCCAAUCAGAGCCCAUCGUCCUAGGGGGGAGGCGUCAUACACCUGUGGCGCCAGAGGGAGCUGGAGGAUUAGCCACUUUCCCCAACUCUACCUCUCUCAUCUCCUCCCAGAUCCAGGCCCAGACCAUCUCUAGCCCAGCUCUCUUCAUCUCCACUGGACGAGACCACAACGUCUCCUUGCUCUCAAACGGGAUCCCGACGACCCUCCCUGGAUCUAGCUCCAGUCUUACUACUGGUACCAGUUCUUCUCUAACUACCUCUGACCCGGUGAAUGGUACCGGCUCCCACAGCCCCUCUGCCUCCAUGGACAUCCCAGACCACGCCCUCCUCUCUACUGUAGAGUCCCUGACCUCGGUGGGAGCCCCGGGCUAUGUCUCAGCUCCCCAGCAGCAGGAGCUUCCCCUCUACAGGUACAGCUCCAGGGCUCCGGGAGGAAGAGGAAGGGCAUCUGCCUCUCUCCCCAGGGGAUACCGCCGGUCUGAGGGCUCUUCGUCCUGCCUCUCUGCCGGCUUCACCCCCCGGCCGUUUGGAGCCAAGUCCUCCAGAGGGUCCUCGCUACCCAGGUUCUACAAUUUGGAGAAGACUGCUUCCACACGCCCCCAGAAAAUGGUCACUAUCUCAGAGGUCGCUGUCAGGGCUCAGCCCUGGGCCACAGCCAAUCGGAGCAGUGUGAACCAGGAAGUAGAGGAGGGUGGGAGUCAGACCCAGCCCUCCAUCCUGAAGACCAGAGGGGUUCCUGGACCUGCCACCCACCCCAAACCCUUACCCCCUUCUCUCCUGCCCAGCAUCCCUGUCUCAGUCAGACAGAAUGGCUCUGCACAGGUACGUCACAGUGACCGAGUGAGUCUUACCUUGAAGAUUAACAGUCGACCACACUUUGGUUUCAACACUCACUGGGACUCGACAGGAGCAAGAGUCGGAGGCAUCCAACCAGGUAGUCCUGCAGAGUUGUGCCAGCUCCGUGCAGGUGAUGAGAUAGUGUCUGUUGGUGGGCACAGGGUGGCAGAGAUGAGCCACAACCAGUGGAAGGGCAUGAUGACCUCUGCCCUGCAGAAAGGCAGUCUCACCAUGGAUGUACAGCGCUAUGGUAACAACGGUCCAACUGAUACCAGCGGAGAUGCAACGAUGGUGAAACUGGCCCAGAUCAACGGACAAGAGGGGGUGACCUCUAAGAGCAGGAAGGGAGGUUUUCAGGACGAUCCUCUGACUGGCCGAAGUAAAGGAGGAUCGGCGUCGGCGAUAUCUGAUCUCCAGGUGCCGUCCCUCAGCACCUCCCCCUCCAGUUGGUCCUGGGACCCUGAGGAAGAGAGGAGGAGGCAGGAGAAGUGGCAGGAGGAGCAGGAGCGCCUGCUACAGGAGAAGUACCGUCAGGACCAAGAGAGACUGGAUGCUGAGUGGCAACAGGCCCAGGACGAGGCAGGGGUGGAGGGAUACAGGCAGGCUGAGGUGACCCCUGAUCCUCUACCGUCCAGAUGCAUCGUGGGAUAUGUAGUCCCUUGUGUCAAAUCAUCCACACCGAACAUGGAAAGCUCAGGAGAGAUGACCAAUGGGAUCACUGGCCUUGCCAGUCCUCAGCCAGCCUUGAGCCAGCCCAUGCCCCCUGUUGCCCAUGUGGCAUCCAAUCAAAAGGAAGUUGUUUUUGACGGGAGAAGGGAGGAGCCUCAUCCUCAAGAAGGGAGGGACCUGGAAGAGGAGACUGUGGCAGAAGGAGAUAAUUGGUCUGGGGACUCCUAUGGUUUCACCCAACUAUCUAUAGCUGACAGGAUGAAAUCCAAGUCCUCCCCAUCGUUGGAGGGUUUCCACAGACAGGAGGUGAAAGGUCAGACUCUGCUGUUGACUGUCCCUCUGGUUAAUGAGUGGGGUCCCCAGGGAGACAGGGGCGCUACCAGGGAGGUCGCUAGGAGGAAGCCUCCUCAGAGCAUGUCGUUAGUAGAGGCUGAGAGGCAACAGAUCCUGGACGAGAUGAGGAAGAGGACCGCUCUGCUGACCGACAACAGCUGGAUACGACAACGCUCCACCUCUGACAACAAACAACCAACUAACCGGCGAGGGCCAAUGAGGAGGUACGACUCUCUGGACAACCUUCUCUCUUCCACCACACUGCUCUCUAACCCCCAACGCCCCCACUCCUCCCUGGGUUUCGCCGCCCCGUACCGCCCCCCCUCCUCCCGGCACAGCAUGAGUGUGGCCCUGGGGGGUUACUCCAACGGGACUCAGAAGCACAGCCCUACCUGGCCCCGCCCCUUCAGCACAUCUUCCCCCCCGCCCAACACCGGAGAGGAACCCGCCACCGGCGAAUCACGACCCGUCUCACAGCAGCACCACCGAGUGCUGACUUCUCGUCAGGUGUGUUCAGUGUGUGUGUGUCCUAUGGGCAGAGGGGCUGCCAUGGUCAUUGAGACCCUGAACCUCUGCUUCCACCUGGCCUGUUUUCAGUUGAUUCUCCUGAUUCAGUCCAUCUUCUCCUCUCCCUCAGUGUGUGGACUGCAGGUGCCGACUUGGAGGGUCAGAGGUCAGAGCCCAGAUCAGAAUCAGCAACGGGAAGCCUUACUGUGACCCCUGCUACAUCCGACUCAAGUCACACCUUGCCACUUCCCUGUGACCAGAAUGCAUUGCAGCAGAUUGAGGAAGAGACGACAACAACCUCAAACACGACGGUGGAGAUCUUGACUAUGACCUCGUGUUGACCAUGUAUUUAGAGCUGGUUGACCUUUCUUUUAGGGAACAAUGUACCGAUUUAUACUAUUGGCUGUGACUCAAAUGGCUUCCUAUUCCCUACAUAGUGCACUACUACCCAUAGGGCUCUGGUCAAAAGUAGUGCACUAUGUAGGGAAUAGGUGGCCUUUUGGGACAUGUCUCAAAGAUUCAGUGUUGGUCUUCCUAGUUAAUUAACUACUGUACUUCUCCACAUACCCUAUGUCUCUGACUUAGAUGCAGUUUUGGGGUUCCUAGUUAAUUAACCACUGUACAUCUCCACAUACCCUAUGUCUCUGACUAAGAUGCAGUUUUGGUGUUCCUAGUUAAUUAACUACUGUACAUGUCCGUAGCUUUUAAUAUGCAAUCGAUGGCUAUCCACCACAAUAGCUGGACACGUGUAGUUAAAUAGGGAGUUUUAAAUCACAGUUGGACUUGGGAUUUGUUUUUUCUUGUUUCUAAUAAAUGAAUCUAAUAAAUGUGAGUGUUGUAUUGGAGAUACUUCUCUCUUUGUUUUUUUUCUUUGUCGACAAAUUUCUACCUUAAAAAAUAGUUCGGUUUGUUGAAAUAUGUUAAGAUUUAUUUUUGUAUUUUCAUUUUUUGAGAUGUCUAAAAUAUUAGUAGCUCAAACAAGUGCUAGAAAAAGGGACUUCUCACAUGUUGAUGGAAACUCUGUGGUUGGUGGACUCUGGAAGCAGGGAGGCUUGUUGUAUGACUCACUGAUGUAUAAAGGGGCCUCGUUUAAAAGGAAUUUACCCUCAACUGUUUAAUGUUUGUAAAUAAAAAGGACCAGGUGUUGAGCA
Oncorhynchus kisutch (coho salmon) is the source of this 5183-nucleotide messenger RNA. RefSeq names its product LIM domain only protein 7. The record is from RefSeq and is a predicted model, not a curated record. Gene Ontology annotation, molecular function: protein binding. Bases 262 to 4242 code for a protein of 1326 amino acids. NCBI's taxonomy places the organism in Eukaryota, Metazoa, Chordata, Actinopteri, Salmoniformes, Salmonidae. Gene Ontology annotation, biological process: regulation of signaling; regulation of cell adhesion. The transcript has 28 exons.